This is a messenger RNA of Glycine soja, 1716 nucleotides long. RefSeq lists its product as uncharacterized. Gene Ontology annotation, molecular function: cysteine-type deubiquitinase activity. The coding region runs from base 245 to 1363 and encodes 372 amino acids. The transcript is spliced from 11 exons. Gene Ontology annotation, biological process: protein deubiquitination. NCBI's taxonomy places the organism in Eukaryota, Viridiplantae, Streptophyta, Magnoliopsida, Fabales, Fabaceae. The record is from RefSeq and is a predicted model, not a curated record.
AAAGUAACGGAGUUUUAUUUGCUUGGUUACUGUGAUAUUGUGCAUUUUCUCGUCUAGUUUUCUUCAGCAUUCAACAAACCUCUUCACCCUCUCUAUCUUCCAAUCCCAUUUUUCAUUCCCUGUCGUCUUUCUUUGCUUUCUCAUCCUUUUCCUUUUCCCAAGCAAUUGUACUCUUUAGGGGCAUAAUACACGUAAAGCAAGUUGGUUUCUGGAGUAGUUAGAGUUACAUGUGUUUUGCAGGCACAUGGCAAUAUAUGAACUGGAUCCCGAUGUUGUUCGCUGGGGUCUUCAUCUCCUAGAUGAUUGCACACUUUCCCACCAUUAUUCGCCUAGUAUUGUAACUCAAUAUGAUCCUGAUUUAAGUCAAGUUGAAUAUGUUACAGAAGGCUUUUGUCAGCAUCAGUAUGUGGAUAGUGACGAGGCUGUUGCACAAGCUUAUCAAGAAGAAUUAUGGCAACUUGAUUCCAUGGUAGCUUCUGGGAUAUCCAAUUUUGAGAAUGAAGGAAUGCAAGGAUCUGUUUAUACACAAGAUUGGCCUCAGUCUUCAAAUGGAAAUGAUAACUUAGGCAAUGAAUCUUGCCAGAACUCUGUAGGUGAGUCCUAUAAUAUGAAAGAAGUGGGGAAUUAUGGUCCAACUCCAAGUGAAAGAAAAAAUGACGUGCAUGAAAAUGAUGUUUGUGGUUCGUCUUCUGGAUCAGUAGAGGUACCUGCUACUGCUACUAGUGAUGACUUCUGGGAUUCAUUGGAAAUAUCGGAUGAAUCUCUUGAUGGUGAAGUUGGCAAAAGAUUAAACCAGAUGGUUCCCAUUCCUCAUGUUCCUAAAACCAAUGAAAAAAUACCAUCUGAUGACGAAGAAAUAUCAGAUCAUCAAAGACUUCUAGACAGAUUGCAGUUAUAUGAUCUGAUUGAAUGCAAGGUUCAAGGAGAUGGUAACUGCCAGUUUCGUUCUUUAUCAGAUCAACUCUAUCGUUCUCCGGACCACCACAAAUUUGUGCGGGAGCAAAUUAUUCAACAGCUCAAAUAUUACCCAGAUCUGUAUGCUGGUUAUGUUCCCUUGGCGUAUAGUGACUAUUUGAGAAAUAUGAGCAACUUUUUGUGUGGAUGUACCAGAAGUGGCGAAUGGGGUGAUCAUGUCACAUUGCAGGCUGCUGCAGAUUGGUAUGGCGUCAAAAUUUUUGUUAUUACGUCUUUUAAGGAUACAUGUUACAUCGAGAUUCUUCCACAGAUACAGAAGUCUGAAAGAGUGAUAUUUCUGAGCUUUUGGGCAGAGGUGCAUUACAACUCAAUUUAUCCAGAAGGAGAUUCAGAAUUGCCCUCAUCUCAUACAAAGAAAAAGAAGAAAUGGUGGAAUUUUGCUGGCUAGGUUCAGUGUCAGUCAUUGGAUGCAACCAAUCACUCUUCAGUCCAUGAUUAUGAUCGAUCCAUCGGCUGUGAUUAUUGAGCUUUUAAUGUUUUAGUGUUGUUGCUAACACUAACUCUGCCUCCAUUAUUUCGUAUAUAUUAUUUUCUUUUUCUGUAUAGUAUUCUUUUGUAUAUAUUAUUUAUUUAUCCUAUUUAAAACAAAACCGGUAUGUAAAAAAAAAAAAUCAGCCCGGAAUAACAGUGAUUAAAACCCUACUUUUUUUUAUAGCUAGGUCUCAAUCAAAUGUAUUUUUUAUAUUAUUUGAUUUUUUUAAUGUUCAGAAUAUGACGAUAACCUAGAAAUUUUAUUGAAAA